AUGCCGUGGAAAGGAUUGAAAAUCGGUGGCACCGGCCAAAAAGGCGGUUCAGACAAAACGCAGAGAACGGAUUCAAAUAUUCCAGCUCGAUUCAGUGACCAUGCCCCCCGCGCGGUUCACUCCAGCGAACACAUAGUUCCCCAAGCACCCGAAUUGCUAUCUGCCCCUCCUCAGAAAAUACCUUCCUCAUCCUUUGAUCACGGCGAAAGAAAGGCGACGCAACUUGAAAGUCGUGCUCUUCGAGCUCAGAAUACCAAACGAAACAGAUUCAGCUUGUUGAGGUUUCGCCAUGCCUCUGAUCCUCAGCUGUCAGCAUCGUACCAUGAUGGAGAGCUUCCACCUGUUCCAGCCAUUCCUAAAAGCGCUCAAACACCAAAAAUAAUCACAACGUCCCCAACCACCGAUAACCUUGACCAAGUCGCAAAACGCAAAAGUAUCUUCAAGCUAUCCCAUCCUAAAGCACCGAUUGAAAAGCCCAAGUCAGCUGGAACCAGCCCUACUCCCCUGACUAGUAAUUCUCUGCCCCCGUUUCCAGUCUCUGCCACGGCUCCAUCGAGCGUUAGGGCCUCCCAUAUCAGUUUCGAGGAGCCCCAAGGACGGCUCUCAACUGCCUCUUUACGUAGUGGCCCCGUCCGUUUUCAAGACGGUACACACCACGGCCUGCUCCCUGCGGCCAGGGUAUCAGAAUCAUCAAGGUCCGAUGGAAGUUCAGCGGAACAUGGCGUUUACAACAGCGCGUCAAGAACGGAUGCCUCCUCCAGUACCUCUUCGUUUUUCCGUCUUCCGAGAUUGAAGAAGAAUCGACACAGUCUUCUCCCAUUUCCCGCAAAAAUUCCUCUAUCCGGGCAGUUCCCAAAACCUGACCUACACACGCGUGCGAUGCCUACUUCAUCCAUCGACCAGGAUCGAGAGCUUCUUUCUCCACUUCCAUCCCCAUCCCGCUCAUCUCUUGGUCGUGCGGCCCAAACCCCAAGCUCUCCCGAACCAAACCUCUUGCGCAAUAAUUCAAUCGCGUCCGCUCAUUCUGUGAGAUCUUCCCUGUCACUUAGAUUGUCAAACAGGCCGACUCGUCGAGGAAGAUCAUCGACGAUAGGCUCUCUUGCUGAUAUUCAAGAUGAUGCUCGCCAGUCAUCUGCCGAGAUCGUCCCGUCUAGUCGCACGUCAACGUUCACUGCUCCACGAAAAAGUUUCAGCGACAUGUUUAGCCCUUCACAAAGGUCGAAGCACCAAAUAGAAAGGUUUCCACCAGAAAGCCCUUCCGAUAGAGUUCCAGGAACCCCUCAGUCGGCGAUAUCCAAACCAAAUUCUUUUUCGAUAGCACGAGAAGUAGCUAGCUGCCCUCCUAGAGAACCGGACGAUACUCCAGGGACUUAUCUUAGCCGGCUCGAGAAUACUGUCCAUAGGGCAGCCAUUGCUACAAUUCUGUCUCAGGGAGCGGAUGACUUCUAUAAAACAGCGCUAAGAAAAUAUAUGCGCAGCUUUUCGUUUUUUGGAGACUCGAUGGAUAUGGCAAUUCGAAAACUCCUCAUGGAAGUAGAGUUGCCGAAAGAGACCCAGCAGAUAGACCGCGUUCUCCAAGGAUUUGCCGAUAGAUACCAUGAAUGCAACCCGGGUAUCUUCGCGUCAACCGACCAAGCUUAUUUCAUUGCGUUCUCCCUGUUAAUUCUCCAUACGGACGUCUUUAACAAGAAUAACAAACGAAAGAUGCAGAAGCAGGAUUAUGUCCGCAACACGAGAGGCGAAGGACUAGCAGAAGAGAUUCUCGAAUGCUUUUACGACAAUAUCUGCUACACUCCUUUCAUUCAUGUGGAGGACGAAGUGAAUUUGGGGGUGCGGCGACUAGGACCCAAGUCGCGUAGUCCUUUGUUCAAAGUUGCGGGCUCCGAUCAUAUAUCAAGGGCCUCUAGAGAUCCUGUUGACCCAUAUACUCUGAUCCUCGAGGGUAAACUUGGAGCUCUACGGCCAAAUUUCAAGGAUGUCAUGGAUUUGGAAGACGUAUACAGCACUUCGGGGCUUGAUCAUUCACGGGAUAUGAACGAGCUUCAUCAACUGUUCUAUAAGCCGUGCGUCUUGCAGAUAGUGUCGGAAAGGUCCCGGCCGGAUGCUUUCGUGACACAAACUUCCAUCGCGAACCCUGCGGAAUCGCAACCGGGAUUAGUAGAUAUCAGAGUGGCUAAAGUUGGGCUCCUGUGGAGAAAAGACCCUAAAAAAAAGAAGACCCGAUCUCCAUGGCAGGAAUGGGGUGCUGUGCUGACCGGCUCACAGCUUUAUUUUUUUAGAGACGUCCAGUGGGUAAAGUCGUUGAUAUCACAGUACGAGUCGAGACAGAAUCGUGGCCGUCGCCACGCUGUGGUUUUUAAACCUCCUGUUUCUGAUUUUAAACCCGACGCUAUCGUUUCCACCGCCGAUGCCGUGGCGUUACUGGAUUCAAGUUACAAGAAGCAUAAACAUGCCUUUUUGUUCGUUCGCCAUGGGGGAUUUGAGGAAGUCUUUUUAGCGAACAGCGAUACCGAGAUGGACGAUUGGAUCUCCACCAUAAAUUAUGCAGCUGCAUUCAGAACCACAGGUGUCCGGAUGAGGGGAAUGAUCGGUGCCAAUUAUGAAGGCUACCUCCCCCAGAAGAGUGCUCGAGCAAACUCGAUAACGUCGGAUACAUCUGAGACACCUACAGUGUCUGAACUCGCUCUUGCGAAUACUAGAAGGAUGGAUCCACGUCUGGCAGAAGAAGUUUUUGCGGCUCGUCGCGAACUGGUCUCGACAAGGAUAACGGAAGCGAACGAGAAGUUAUCCUCGACUCAAAAACAGCUGGAAGACCUCCUCCAAAAUGCGAGGCACCUCCAAAUCCUAACUCCUAUUCACCCUCGUGCCAGGGACCAGGUUCUGCUUGCAGCCGGGCGAAUGGCAGCUAAAAUUAAAUGGGUUCGAUUGGAUAUUUGGCGAUCGAAAUGCCAUCGAGACGUGUUGGCACUCGAUUUAGAGGAAGAGGAGAAGCAUCUAUCUGUGAAAAGGGUUCCUCCAAGCAGCACCCCAAGUGGAAACGAAUUAUGUUCGGUUUCCAGUCAGGAGCGACCGCUGGCAUCAGAGUCUGCACCGAGCUUAGCUCCCACGUCCCCAAGGAGCAACCGGUCCUCCAAACGACCACGUUCACGCUCUCCAACGCCAGUUAGAGCAGCUAGCCCACCCGAUGGUUCUAUCGAACGUGUUUCAGUGAAUAUUCACAGGCCCGGACCCCCGAAAUCCCUCACGGCCUCUGACAUAGCCGCUCAAACGCGGAAGCCUUCAAUCUCUGGGAGCAAAGAUGACGCCAGUAUUGAUUUAUUAAAGAAGCCAGGGGAGACUGGGCUCCCACGUGAGGCUUCAGUGACUUCGAUAAGCGGUCACCGAACCCCAACUCCCAGUGUAUUUGAUAACGAGGAAGAGCGUCUUCUUCGGGAAGCGGGGAUCUUAUCCAAUGAACUAUUGACGCAAAUGUCUGCCACCGGCGAAGCGGUGGAUGGAUCCAGUAACGCAACUCUUGACGGUCCUAUCGAACCACCGUCUAGCGAAGGUCGAAGCAAGGUUCGCAGAAGUCUGCAUCGGACGCUUCGUGAGGGCCAUUUAAUCCCCCAUCAUCAGCGCAGCAAAAAAGGUAAAGAUUCUGCUUCGAUGAUCUCCACAGCCAGCGACGGAAAUGUCCCUGCAGAAACUGAGGUUCUGCCACGAGGUACUGGAAGUUUCACUCUUCACGGAAAAAAGGCAUCUGUGGUUACCUUUGGUUCCGAAUGGGAAAACAUGUCGCCGGAACAACGGUUAAAACAACGUAAACCUAUUGACCCCGAAGAUUCGCAUCCAUCAGGGAUACCGGGCUCAGACGGCCAGGUUGACCUACCGACCUCAGAAAGUAUUAGCGGUAAAAAGACGUACUCGCUCAGGUCUGUGAGCACCACCACAGCCAAAAGCGUCCGGCAACGGGAUAGUACUCAGGAAAAGAUCGGUGACCUUACCUCCCCUGGAGGAUCUUUAGCUGAGAUCAGCUCCCCACAUAGCAAUGAGCACAGCGGAACAAUCGACGCAGAUUCCGUUAUUAUUGAAGAAGAGGAAGACUCCCAUGAAGAACCCCACGAUCCACCGGUUCAACCUGCAACGGCCAAGGAACAGUUUAAGAACUCGACCGAUGAGCCAGAAGAAUCAGUCCUGACUUCUGCAGAGAUGGGACCGGCCAUUCAUGAUACUCCUCUUCAAGCAAACCGCAUUGUUUCGGAACAAGCCAUUGAAGCGUAA
This is a messenger RNA of Uncinocarpus reesii 1704, 4260 nucleotides long. RefSeq lists its product as uncharacterized. The transcript has 3 exons. Gene Ontology annotation, biological process: regulation of ARF protein signal transduction. The coding region runs from base 1 to 4260 and encodes 1419 amino acids. NCBI's taxonomy places the organism in Eukaryota, Fungi, Ascomycota, Eurotiomycetes, Onygenales, Onygenaceae. The record is from RefSeq and is a predicted model, not a curated record. Gene Ontology annotation, molecular function: guanyl-nucleotide exchange factor activity.